Clarias gariepinus (North African catfish) is the source of this 1592-nucleotide messenger RNA. RefSeq names its product H-2 class II histocompatibility antigen, A-Q alpha chain-like. NCBI's taxonomy places the organism in Eukaryota, Metazoa, Chordata, Actinopteri, Siluriformes, Clariidae. The transcript has 5 exons. Gene Ontology annotation, cellular component: MHC class II protein complex; membrane. Gene Ontology annotation, molecular function: MHC class II protein complex binding. Gene Ontology annotation, biological process: immunoglobulin production involved in immunoglobulin-mediated immune response; antigen processing and presentation of exogenous peptide antigen via MHC class II; peptide antigen assembly with MHC class II protein complex. Bases 25 to 765 code for a protein of 246 amino acids. The record is from RefSeq and is a predicted model, not a curated record.
CUGUACCACAUCUUUAGAGGAAACAUGAUGCGUUCCAUGAUGAAGCUCUGCGUGAUUCUCGUCCUGUCUGUGAUCCUGACGCUGACUUCCUCUGAGCACAUCUUCAGCAAACUGAAUUUAUGCAGUGACACUGUGGAUGCACCUGAGUUUUUACUGGAUCUGGAUCAGAACGAAUUGAUGUAUGAAAAUUUCAAGACCCAUGAGCAAGUCAUGAGAAUACCUUCGUUUGUACAGGCAGUUAAUAUACCUGAUUUGAGUCAGGCUGCAUCGACUGACAACACUAGAUGCCUUCAGUACAUCCAAGAAACUAAAGCCUUCGUCGGCAGUCCACCUGAAGCCAGAGAUCCUCCAGAGAUCGUCAUCUACCCAAAACACAACAUGGUGCCAGGAGUAGAAAAUAAUUUUGUCUGCUUUAUAACGAAUUUCUAUCCUCCUCACAUUAACAUAAACUGGACGAGGAAUGGUGUGUCCGUGACAGAGGGUGUGUACAUCAGCCAGUUCUCACUGAACAGUGACGGAAGCUUUAAUGUAUUCUCCACACUGACGAGUUCUCCGAAUGAAGGAGAUGAAUACAGCUGUACGGUGGAGCAUGAAGCUCUGGACUCCCCUCAGACCAGAACCUGGGAUGAACCAGUGGUCACUUCAAGUGUAACUCCAACGGUGGUGCUCGGGGUUGGAAUUGCUGUGGGGAUUUUGGGUUUAGCCACUGGAAUGUUCUUUGUGAUUAAAGCAUUGCUUCCUGAUAAGUUACAGUUACCAUGCUGAAGUUUGUGUUUUCCCAUAACAGCAGUUUUUAUUCAUUUUAUACUCAAUGUUUAGCUAUAAACACUGAUUCCCUCUCUCUGUUCUUUCGUGCGGUUCAUAAGAGGAAGCCCAAUGUGUGCGAGUCAACUGAGGAGCGUAAACGCCCGUCCUGAUGAUUACAGUUACAGCUUUAACUCUGACUGUUACACAGCGCUCGCACUGGAGACUCCUUACACUGAUGUCAAAUAAAUGUCUUCUUAUAGAAAAAUUCACUGCAUCAAUUAUUCUUAUUUAUUUUAUAUGUUUUUACUCUUUAUGUGGACUUUGCUGUGACUGAGCCAUGACUAUUGGAGAUGCAACUAUAGAGCGAGAGCAUUCCUAUAAACCUGCACAUCUGCCAGAGCUGCUGUUAUGGAGAAUUAAUCAACACCUUCUGACCAAUCAGGGUGAAGAAUUCUGUUUAUGUCUCUGAACUCACCUGAUAUUUGUCAGGUCUUAAUAAAUUAUAAAUUAAAUUAAUGGGUAUUAGUAGUGGUAGGAUUUUAUUAUGAUCAUGAAAUAAUCCAGUAAUUUAAAAGAAAGUGCAAGUUAGCUCAGAACGCCAUCUAGUGGACAGUCUCACCACAACAUUCACCACGUGCCUUUGAUUUAAUUUUUUUUGCUUUUAAGUAAACUCUGAGUUCUUUUUAACUCUGAGUUUCUUCCCUUUAGUUCAGUAAUUUCUUAUGAUCAUCAUGACUCACAUUUAACACACAAACUAACACUUUACUGUCCCAUAAGUUUUUCACUUACUGAUAAACACUGCAUGAGUCAGGUGUCUGAUGUCAGAAUUGUUCGAUGUUGGGAAG